UUUUUAGCUUUCUUUUUUUUUUUUUUUUUUCCAGCUGUGUUGUAUAUAUGAUAUCAAACGCCUCUUUCGCAACGAUGCACUCUUUUUUUUUUUCCUCUCGUUCUUUUAACUUGUCGUUUUUUCCUCAGUCGUCCUCUUUUUUACUUUUAGAACGGUUUCUAUCAACAUGGGGUUACUAAAGUUACAGCGCCUUUAUAAAAAAAAAAAGUCAACAAAGGACGGUGGUGAUAGUCCACGCACGGCUAUCCAAAAACAAGCAGACGAAAAGCACAGCAGUCAUAGUAAAACAUACAUCGAACUCAAACGGUUCUCUCUCGGUUUGAAUUUGGAUGGGAUCAUGAAAAAUAGUUUUGCACAAGACACAAAGAAACCCGCUGCGACAACGACGGCAGCCACGCAGUCUCAGCAGAGUAGCCCUUCUCCUCACGCCCAGGAGGAUGCGGGUAGUGCUGAUAGUCUUGGGAAAAAUCAGCAUGAACCUCAUUUUUUAGAGAAGAGUAGUCAGGAUGUAUCAUUGGCCAAUGAGACACUUUUAGAAGCACGCCCGUCAGAAAAGAUAGGCCAACAACAUGGUCCUACCGCUACAGCGAAAUCGACACGAGACAUCACUACUCUUCCUACAGCAACAGAAAAAGACAAUGCUGCGUGCUUGGAGGAGAGUAUGGACAGCAGUUAUCCGCGUUCCUUGGCUGCUCUAGACAACAAGAGGGACAGCUUUUCCACAAGUAUGUUUGACCAUUGGCUACAGCCUUCUACAGCUACUGCUGCUUCUCAACGAGCAUCAGGAGAGCAAGACGUAACAAAGGUAAAACGAAUGAUGCGAACGACAACGACUGUACUUGAUUCAGAUAUAUCCUCGUCGUCGUCGUCUUCAGAUGAGGAUGAUGAGGAUGAUGAAAAAGAAGAUAAAGUAGGAAAGAUCCAACAGCCUACUUUGUCAGACGAGACAUUCAGCCAGAUCAGCCAUGAGAGGCAUGGCCAAGCUUCUCUUUCACAGAUACCCAAAGGAGUGCGCCCCAUUAUGGAAAGAAGAGACGCCACCAAACACCAUCGUCUUUUUAUUCAAAGAAAAGUCGAUAGCUGGGCAAAUAAAAUCGAUGCUGAAAGCCAGCGUAUCGAAGCGAACGAGGCUGUUAUUCAAAGGAUGAGAGAUAGACAUCGUUUUCAAGUAAAGAUGGCUGCACUCCGUCAGCAGCAACAACAACAACAACAACAAAGGAUGAGCCAUCAGGGAGGAGAGGGAUACAAUAGAAUGUCUUCCUUUCCGUCUAUGGUUCCACAACAACAUCAAGGAUAUUAUGGAUCCGCUUCUCCCACGUCAGCUACCUCAUCGCCCGUCGUCACCAUGGCGCCUACCCCCCUGAUGUGGCCGACGCCGCUACCUUCCUCAUCGUUACCGGCGCCCGCAAACACGCUAGCACAGAGCAUCUAUCCCAUGUAUUACACAUCAGCACCGUUUCCUUUUGCAUUUUCACCCCAACGCGCAAGUCUUGAUCAGGCCACUGCCCUACGACCCUCACAGCAGCCACCUGCUUCCAUGGCUCUGUCCACUGCAGUGCCAAGGAGCGGCAGCACAACAACCACCUCCUCUGUUUCAUCCCUUUGUCCACACGAUGAGCGCAUAGAAAGAAGAGGUCCACAUCCGAGAGGAAAGAGUGAUUGUUCAAGCAAAGCCAGCCACCCCCCUUCUUCCCCCGCUGACUCCACAACCAUGCUUUCUCCCACAAAAGAUACUACAAGCAGUGAAGACGAAGCAGCAGAAGCAGACGUGGAAAGCGUGAAUGAAGACGAGGGGAUCCACCCUUCCUGCCAUCAUCGAAAAAAGGGCACAAGCAAAACAUUACGUUCCUAUCCAAAAAAGAAGAGCAAAAAAAAGAAAGAAGAACAGGGACAGGGACAGGAACAGCCGCCGCCGCCGCCUUCCUAUGUGGAUGACAAGGGAAGGAUGCUAUCGAUGUCCAUGUGCCCUUCAACAUCCAUGUCUCCUGUCCAAAAGACAAGGCAACCCUUCUCUCAGAACAACAGCAGUAGCAGUAGCAGCCAUGCAACAACAACAACAACAACAACGAGUCGAAGGAAUUCACAAGAACAAUGUACAACAGCAACGAGUUCGCCACUCUCAGAAAAUGUUCUUUUGACACCGCCUCCUCCUCCUGCUCCUUCACAGCAGAUGAUGCCUUGCUCCCCUGCUUUCUACUACUCACCCGCUAUGGUACCUCUUUCUCCGUCUUUGUCUACCUUUUAUCCUAUGACGGUGAUGCCUUUACAUAAUACAAGCAUGUCUAUGGCUCCACAGGCUCGUGGUCAUGCCCUAUGGGGACAACAUCAUCCUCUACCCUAUUACAAAGAACAUUAAAAAAUAUAUCUCGUUUCAUAAAAGUAAAAAAAUCUUUUUUUUUUUUUCUUUUUUACAUAAAAA
Molecule: messenger RNA, 2419 nt
Organism: Mycotypha africana
Lineage: Eukaryota; Fungi; Mucoromycota; Mucoromycetes; Mucorales; Mycotyphaceae
Exons: 2
Coding region: 167-2356 (729 amino acids)
Source: RefSeq, a predicted model, not a curated record